AUGAAGUCAAUUGUGAGAUCCCAAACAGCCCUUGGCCCUGGAGAUGUUGUGGUAUCUCAAUUGGAGCUACAGUGGCAUGCGGGAAGGGGAUUCGAUUCGUCCAAUUACUUCGUCGCCCCCGAUAGGCGCGGAAUGCUUCGGUGGGAUUUCCCAAGGGCGCCGAUACAGCGCGGGCGCUUGCGAAAAGCUGGCUUGGAGCCGGCCCAGACGUUUUGGGAUAUGCAUCUAGACUCCAAGUUUUUUAAGUUGGCUGAAAUAUCUGCCACUGUUGAUCUGAUACUCUCAUUAUUGAGCAAUGAGAAAUGCAGAUUUGCCAACAUCUGCCAAACAUCCCCCUGCUGUAUCGUCUUAGCGCCGGGCUGGAAAUUAGCCGCUCUUUUAAAUACAUCCGUCGGAGGCUUUUGUGUCACUUGGAUGUGCUUACCGUACCUCAGCCAAACAUUGGGCAGAGGGGCGAUGCCAGUGAAUGAUGUUUCCCUCUGCUUCAACCAUUACGCGAUUCUCAGGCUCACAAUGAGGAUCAGCCAUGCGUUUGUUGCAAUCGUCGUUACAACAGCCGGUGUUGUCAUUGGAGCGAGUGUAUCAGAUUGUGCAACCAAGUGUUUCCAAACCGCUGUGAACGACAAUGCUUGUGGCAAAUGGCUAUCUGAUCCUGACUGUUGCAAGAGCAACGAUUUCCUUUCUUCUAUUGCAGGUUGCAUCUCUAUAGAGUGCAGCCAGAGCGCCUCGGAAGAAGCGUGGACAUAUCUCGCGGAACAAUGUGAUAAGGCCGAUAUUGCUAUUCCUCCUGAGUAUACUGACCCUGUUCCGCAAUCUUCGUCGACCACAAGUACAGAGACAACCACCACCACCGCCACUUCCACUUCCACCAUCACUUCUUCCACCGCUUCCGCAUCUGCGUCGACAACCGCAUCAACACAAGCUUUACCAACCGAUUCUCCAACAACGGGAACUUCUACCACAGGCCCCUCAGACACGGCCAUCCCUGGCAGGGGCUCGAUUGCCCCAACAGUCGACAAUGGAAGCGGCGGUCUUAGCACCGCUGCAAAGGCGGCAAUUGCUGUCCCUCUCACAUUACUCACUCUGAUACUACUAGCAUUGUUUCUUUGGUUCCGUCGACGACGACGACAAAAGGUCACCCCAUCCGGCAUAGAGCCACAGGAUAAUAAUCAUACAGAAGUUCAGGAAAUUAAGCCGCUGGCCUACGAGAUUUCAGGAACGGAAAUUAGCAGAAGCAACGACAGGUACGAUUGCGUAGCGGAAUUAGAAGCAGUCGAGACUAGUAGAGGUGGAGGGGCCCCGCCUCCUCCGAUGCGCAAUUCAAACUCAGCGUUCUCUCCGCAAGAGAUGAGUUCGGACACCAAUUUAGAUGGCCGCGUGCAGCAAGUCGGAGAACAAGUCGCUGGUGCCAACCAUGGCGACUCUGAUUAUCGUCCACCCGACCCUGACAGUUCGAGACCUCUUGAAACGGCGGCGAUACCGCUCCCAUAUUCACCACCCCCCACAAGCCCCGUAUCACCCUCGAGCCCUCCAAUAUCCCCAAUUGGUCCCUCAAGUGUCGCUAAUUUCUCCCCACAUCAGAUGUCACCGAUCGAGUCAUCUAACAAUGAGUCACAAAAAGCUUGGGAGAUACAAGGGCUUCUUUCGAAUCUAGAAGCGGUGGAACAACGGAAACGCGAGAGUGCUUCGAAGGCACGGAUUCUUGAGCAGGAAGCAGCUGCCGUACUAGCAGAAGAGCAGGCUCUGUUGGAGGAGAUUAGGAAGAAAACUGGACAACUUCCACAUGGAAGCGCAUCGCCAGGUCCUGGACCAUCCUAG
Histoplasma capsulatum G186AR is the source of this 1818-nucleotide messenger RNA. RefSeq lists its product as uncharacterized. NCBI's taxonomy places the organism in Eukaryota, Fungi, Ascomycota, Eurotiomycetes, Onygenales, Ajellomycetaceae. The transcript has 4 exons. The record is from RefSeq and is a predicted model, not a curated record. The coding region runs from base 1 to 1818 and encodes 605 amino acids.